Gongylonema pulchrum is the source of this 639-nucleotide messenger RNA. The record is from the annotation of a GenBank genome assembly. NCBI's taxonomy places the organism in Eukaryota, Metazoa, Nematoda, Chromadorea, Rhabditida, Gongylonematidae.
AUGACUUUUUUAAUAACCGAAUCUCGAGAAACAGUUGUUCUGAAAAAACCCUUUGGUCUGCGAAUCAGUAAAAGGGACCUUCGAGUGACACGCGUUGAGCCGCGAGGAGCUUCGAUUGGACGAGUGGGCGUCGGUGAUAAAAUCGUCGCAAUUAACGGCGUUAAGCUAAACAAUAUUCACGAGCUGAACGAACAGCUUGCUAAGCCGGCCAAAGUACAAAUUCGACUGGAGCCAUUCCCGGAUAUGGAUUUGGGACAAGAACUUGGCUUAUCUGUGAAAUAUGACAACAAAGAGCGACUGCAAGUGGCUAGUGUGGUACCAGGGACUUUGGCAUCGGUACACUUGCGUCCGGGCGAUAUAAUUAGGGAAGUAAAUGGACAUCAUAUUGCUAGCAAAACAAUGCUUGCAUUCUGGAUUCGUCAGGGAUUUCACAGUGACAACCAGAUUGUCUUACUGAUCGAAACUGGAGUUGAGGCUGACACGCACAUUGAGAUGCCCGAAGACGUACAAAAUAUUGCUCAGAGACAGGUACAAGGGAUUCAUGAAACAGACAAAAAGGAAAACACGAUAUACUGUGGGUCAACCCAAAACCUGGCACACCGCGUGUUCAAAAUGCAUAUUUGUCUCAGUAUCAGCUAG